AUGAGCUUCGAGCAAGGCGAGGGCACUUUCUGUUAUCAAGGGUCUGUGCACGGCGAUAGCCAUCUCCGUCGCGGGACCACCCUGGGAACUUUCACGCGUCAAACAUCCUCAUCUGAGCAUGGUCUCACUAUGGAUUGUGAUGAGCUAGAUCCUUUCUCCAGUGAAAGCCUCUGGAGACUCUCCAAUUUCAGCAUAGAAGCUCUACAGCCAUUGGAAUCGUUACCGUGGAACACUACUCUAAGUGAUGAUGCUACAGCUUGCUUUGAGAUUUUUCCACCGCCCACUGAUAAGAUCGACCCUGUAUGGAGGCUGGAUCUUUUCCCAACCAGCCUGGAAAAGCCCGAAUCAUUUACCGACUCCAUAAUUAAUCCCUCCAUAGACAGCGAGUCUGACGCUACAUCUGAUUCUCCAAGAGACAUCUCAGGCAAUGAAAACAAUAUAUGGUCCUUAGACUUGCUUCAGGAAGACCAGAGUCAAAUACCUCCGCAGAAAUCAUGGGAGAGGUAUCAACACAAGUCUUUCCAAGAGCCUGUGUCUGUCUACUUUAGUGAAUCUGAGGCAAAAGGGUUUGACGCAGUUUUAGAACAACAAAACAAUACAAAAAGAGAUGGUGUACCAACCCGAAUGGUUCGAACAGAUGUGUUCAUUCGAUCAUUGCUUCGUCUCGGGCUUGGCUGGAACUCUGCACUUUUUCAUUACGAUCAACGCACCAAGCAAUUUGAAAGAGAUUUGAAGGAUAUCCGGGUCUCUGGUUACAGCUCAUUGGCAUUGGAAAAUGUGAUUGAAUAUGUGGUACAAUGCGGUACCAACAUGCAACGCAUGCGUAUGUUUGCGCAAGACCCGCCAGCCAAAUGCAGAGAACUUUCUGCUUUUUUCACAUUGAGCAGCACAAUUGCGGUCAUAAUCUUCAAUCUUGAACAACAAAUCUCUGAUCAUUCAAAAAAUAUCGCCUCACUCCUACAGAUCAAGGCACUAUUUCACCGCUGUGGGGACUUAAUAGGUGCCCUGUCAGCUAUUGUUGGUGCUGCUCAUACGGCUGUCUCAGACGCACAGAUCAUGUCAAUCGUCACAGAACGUGCAGCGUUUUUCGCCCAAAAGUUUGGCUGGAUGGAUAAUCUUGUGCAUGAGAUUGUGAUUCGAGUUACUCGGCCAUGGUUCAAAUUCAUCGAGACUUGGAUUGGGCUUAGACCCGAAGACGCAGCUCUCAAAGAAUCCAUGGCAAGUGGCAAAACUUUUGUUCGAUUGGAAACUCAUGACACUGUCAAGUUCAAGACUGGACCAGCGCGAAUUGACCAUAUCUACCAAGCGGACCACAUGCCUUCUUUCAUCCCGGCUGACCAAGCCCUUUCCGUCUUUGAAAGUGGACGGAGUCUUCAACUAUUGAAACGAUCCCAUCCUCAUCAUCCCCUCGCACAGCGUGAUGUGCUAUUGCGAGCUGGUGGUCUUCAUUUGCAUUGUGCGACUACUUGGGCUGAUAUUGAGAAAAUUCAAAUGAAAGCCCAGGAAUACGAGUGGAAACUCCGCGCUGAAAUCAAGAAAUAUCAUAAGGGCAAUGCAGGCUUGCAGGAUGCACUAUCGACGGUGAUAACCCAUCGUGUUGAUCAAAAUCCCGAAACGGAAGUUACAACCGUAGCCUUUGAGCUCUUCGAUAUAGAUGAUGACAAGAAUGCUUCAGGGCCGGUCACAAAUCACAAGGCUCUUUCAAAAGAUGAUUUUAAGGAACUGCUCGAUAAAGCUCGGGGAUUUGAAACUGAAAACACCAAUGAAGAAAGCUAUCUGGGUCCUGAACUAACUUAUGGCCUCCAUCUAUCUCUUGCGCCCAUUCUUUCGUCACAGGCACUCCUCAUCGACUACUCCUGCCUGCACCUUCUCUUCAAAGAGCAUCGAAUUCGCCAUCAUCUGAACAUGCAAUGGCGUUUCCAGUUGUUGGGAGAGGGCUCGUUUGUCGCCCGCCUUUCUCAUUCCCUAUUCGACCCGGAAAUGGAAAGUGGAGAACGGAAGGCUGGGAAAGUGCGCAGUGGUGUUGACACUGGUUUACGCCUCGGCAGUCGUGACACGUGGCCACCAGCUAGUUCAGAGUUGCGACUCGUGUUGAUUGGUGUGCUGGGAGAUUGUUACUUUGGUAGUGCAAACGCAGAGGAUGACGACAAAACCCACAUUCAAAAGGACAAUGAGUUGCCUGGCGGCCUGAGCUUCGGGAUUCGCGAAUUGACAGACGAAGAAAUCGAACGAUGUAAAAACCCCAACGCAAUAGAGGCUUUGGACUUCCUUCGUCUGCAGUACACGCCACCAGAAGUGCUUGAAUCACUCAUUACUGCUCGCUCUUUGAAUAAGUAUGAUCGUCUCUUCAAGCAUUUGCUUCGGUUAAUCCGCAUGGUUUCUGCCGUCAAGGGACUUAUCCGGGAUUCUACUGCUCGAGAAUCUCUAUCAGAAGACAUACGCGAUGUAUACUCGAAGUUCAGAGUGGAUGCCCAGCACUUUGUCCUAGCAGUCAGUGAUUACUGCUUCCACAUUGGUAUUGGAUCCAUCUGGCAGCGCUUCCAAGACACACUUACCAAGAUCGAGCACUGCCUCAACCGUGGUGACAUCGACGGUACGAUUGAAGCGGCACACUCAGUACCACGACUCCGCGAUUAUCAUGAAGACAUCCUUGACCAGAUGCUCUUCGCGUUAUUCCUCAGCAAGCGCCAUGCGCAUGCAGCCAAACUGCUUGAAUCCAUUUUCGGCACUAUCCUCUCCUUCAGCCUUCUGUCAAGAGCAGAUGGAAUCGGGAUGCGCAACGAAAGUGAAGGAGCUGUUCUUCACCUAUAUCAGUCUUUUAGAAAACAGACCUCCGCCUUUGUCAACUACCUUCGCAGCCUCGAGUCUGGAAAGGCCACUUCGAAAUCAAUGGCCAAAUCAGGGGAAUUCUUCUAUUCGCGGAUAGACCCAACCAGUGUCUUUGAGCAUCUACGGGUGAGACUAGACGUCAAGAACUACUAUUGA
Molecule: messenger RNA, 2985 nt
Organism: Penicillium vulpinum
Lineage: Eukaryota; Fungi; Ascomycota; Eurotiomycetes; Eurotiales; Aspergillaceae
Product: tubulin gamma complex associated family protein
Exons: 2
Coding region: 1-2985 (994 amino acids)
Biological process (GO): meiotic cell cycle; mitotic cell cycle; cytoplasmic microtubule organization
Cellular component (GO): centrosome; equatorial microtubule organizing center; gamma-tubulin complex
Molecular function (GO): gamma-tubulin binding; microtubule minus-end binding
Source: RefSeq, a predicted model, not a curated record